Molecule: messenger RNA, 3578 nt
Organism: Pseudonaja textilis
Lineage: Eukaryota; Metazoa; Chordata; Lepidosauria; Squamata; Elapidae
Gene: MBNL2
Product: muscleblind like splicing regulator 2
Biological process (GO): regulation of RNA splicing
Cellular component (GO): nucleoplasm; cytoplasm
Molecular function (GO): RNA binding; metal ion binding
Source: RefSeq, a predicted model, not a curated record
GAGAGAGGGCCUGGUUUAGCCAGUCUCGAGCUGCUGCCUUCGCCACUCCGAGGGCGCGCGGACGAGUUCUUGCGGUUCGCGCCGAAGCCCUCCCAAGCGCCGCGGCCGCUCGGUUUCCUUCGCAGGUUUCUGCACUAUAAGUGCCUUAUGUAGUCAUUGUACAGUGACAACCUCAUUCUUAUGAUCAUCUCUCACAGCUAGAUAUUGGCUUUAACCUUACAAAUCAACUAUAGCAGCUGCUUCCUGUGAAUCUGAUUCCAGAAUUUACAAAACGUGUGAAAAAAUAUUGAACUAAACAAGAACUGCUGAAUCUGUAGCCAUUCCUACCUAAUCAACACCAACGAAGAGGAUACUACAGCCUAAAAUGUAUAAAAGAAUGCCAUUGUAUGAAAACAAAGUUUUUUUCCCCCAGUAGCAUGAACGUUGGCCAGAAAUGCUACUGAGCAUGAAUAUAUUGCAGACAAAAGUGUACAAGUGGCAUAUAUUGGUUGAUAACUACAAUGUUCACUGAUAAUAGCCGCUUUGUACAUUAUCUUCGUAGGCAUUGGAUUUUCUUAAGCUAUGCCUUGUUUUAUUGAAAGGAACAUCUUGGCUUUUUAGAGUUUUUAAACAGAGACUAUUUCAUUAACGACUCACAAAAUCAAAAGCUGUUUUACAUCAUGGCUUCAAUUGUUGCUCCAGUGAGAGACACAAAAUGGCUGACGCUAGAAGUGUGCAGGCAGUUUCAGAGAGGGACUUGUUCACGUUCUGAUGAGGAAUGUAAAUUUGCACAUCCGUCCAAAAGCUGCCAGGUUGAAAGUGGAAGAGUGAUUGCCUGCUUUGAUUCACUAAAGGGCCGUUGCACGAGGGAGAACUGCAAAUAUCUUCAUCCACCAACACAUUUGAAAACUCAGCUAGAAAUUAAUGGCAGGAACAACCUGAUCCAACAGAAAACUGCAGCAGCAGUGCUGGCUCAGCAGAUGCAAUUUAUAUUCCCAGGAGCACCUCUUCAGCCAAUGCCAUCAUUUCCAGUAGGACCAACAAUAGGAUCUAAUCCAGCACUAAACUUUGCACCAUAUUUAGCUCCAGUUACUUCUGGGGUUGGAUUGGUUCCUACAGAAAUUGUUCCCACACAAUCUGUAAUUGUUCCUGGAAAUCCUGUCUCUGUCUCUGGAUCAACUACAUCACAGAAACUCCUCAGGACAGAUAAACUGGAGGUUUGCCGGGAAUUCCAGAGAGGAAAUUGUGCACGGGGUGAAACCGAUUGUCGCUUUGCACAUCCUGCUGACAGCACAAUGAUUGAUACAAAUGACAACACUGUAACUGUUUGUAUGGAUUACAUAAAAGGGCGUUGCCUGAGGGAAAAAUGCAAAUAUUUUCACCCUCCUGCUCACUUACAGGCCAAAAUCAAAGCAGCUCAGCACCAGACAAACCAAGCGGCAGUAGUGGCCCAGGCAGCUGCUACAGCUGCUACAGUCAUGACUCAAUCGACUGCCAAAGCAAUGAAGCGACCUCUUGAAGCAACUGUAGACCUGGCCUUUCCAUCUGCUGUCCUUCAUCCUUUACCAAAGAGACAAGCACUUGAGAAAAACAAUGGUGCCAGUGCUAUUUUUAAUCCCAGUUUCUUGCACUACCAACAGGCUCUUGCUAGUGCACAGUUGCAGCAACAUGCAUCGUUUAUUCCCACAGAUAAUCCUGAAAUAAUGAACAGGAAUGGAAUGGAAUGUCAAGAGGCCUUGUUGAGAACAGCAAAGCAUUGUUACUGUACAUACAACCCUGUCUCUUCCUUAACAGAAUUGCCACAAACUGCAUGCUGAGUAAAGAGUUUAUUCAUCUGGAGAAAACACACUUAAGAGCUAGUGCUGCUAUAUCAUAUAUGAAUAUUAAGAUGGUAUGCUUAGUAUAUUCAAAACUAAUCUAGUUAACUACCUGAUGCCAGCUGUGAUGGUUCAAGACAUAAAAGGGUAAUAUUUUACUUUUAAAAGUUUUAUAUAACACUGUUUACUUAGGAAUAUUGUCUUACCACCAUAAAUAGUGAAUGUAAGUAGUCCCAUUCAUGUAUCGCAGGGUUCACAGUUUUAUGACUCUUUCAAUGUUAGCAAUAACUGAUUUACAUUGGCCACCAAAUCCAGGAUCUAACUACAUAAAUAGUUUCCCAUGAGAGCUGUUGCUUUGGUUGCAUGUUUCUUCAGCUGACUUCCCUGCACCCCAGUUUGCACAGAGAAAUGCUUUUGAAACUGGACUUUCAAAAGUACUUUAUAAUGCUAAAAAGGAGAAUCUGGUUCCAGGGAUGUAGGUCAAGGGAAUUCUUUAAAAAAUUACUUUGGGUAUAUCAGUGCCACUAUUUGCACUGUGAUGAUUGUUUGGUGACAAAGUAAGUGAUGCCGUAGUGCACGGGUGUCAAACUCGCCACAUCACAUUGAUGUCACGUGAUGUAUCGCAAUCUGGGGUAUGUGUGACCUGUGUGAUACAUCCAGCCCAAGGGCCGCCAGCUUGACACUCCCGUUGUGGAAUCACCACUAGAAGUGGAAUCACCCUGCUGUCCUUCGAAUAAAUAGCAUUUUUUCUUCCAGCAUAGGCAACCACCAUAGCCAAUAGUCAUGCUGUGGGUAGGUGGGUGGUUAGGUAAUCCAGGGAGUCAUAAGAAACCUAGGUUGAGGCACAGUCAUUUGGAUGAAGCUGAAACAGAAGAUCUAAGGAACAGGUGUUAAACUCAAUCAUGUCACGUUGCGUAUCAUGAUGCUUCGUAGCGUUUUUUGCCUUUUCGGAGCCAGGGUGGGCGUGGCCUGUGUGUGACUCAUCUGGCCUGCGGGCUGCCAGUUUGACACCCUGACCUAAGGCAAAGGUGGUGAACUAUGGACCCUUUAUGACUUGCGGAUUUCAACUCCCAGAAUUCCUGAAUCAACAUGACUAGCUGAAUUCUGGAUGUUGAAGUCUACAAGUUAUAAAAAGGCCAUAGUUCUUCAUCCCGAUCUAAGGUAAAGCACAAAUUGCAGCAAUGCACAGAAGCUGCUUUGGGAUAUGUAUGGAGAAGUUAUAUGGAAUCACAACAUUCUAGAAGUAAAUCAAACCUUUGCACAGUAUGAUUUUCAUACCCCUAACAAAAAUCUUGACUAUGUUAUUUUACAAGGAGAGAAUAUUUUUUAAAGAAGUCUUUGCAGAAGUGCCUAAAUUUUGUCACAUAAAACUUGAAACUUAAGUGACACUGCAGUCUAUAAUUGAAUCUAUGCCAAGUGAUUCAGCUUUCAGAUUUGCAAUCAGGUUACCAAAAAUCAUUUAUUAUAAAAUAACUUCUUCCCAGUGAAAUAAAUGGGGCUACAGAUUAUAUAAGAUUAUAUGAAAUUCUAUUUCAACUCAAAACUCAGUGCAGUCACUGUAAAAGCUAAUAAGUGACUUUAAUAGAGACAAUUAGGAAAACAUAGAAAACUAUAUAAAAAGAGCUUCAUUUUAAUUCAUUGUUACUACUGCCAUAUUUUAAAAGUAAAAUUAAAAAAGAUUACAACAAACAAAAAAGAAACUGGUUCUUUUAAUUGUUUAUUUAAAAGCUUACUUUAUGUCACAGAAAUGCAAGAUUAUGUUUAAUACAGCUGUAUUAAAUA